GAGAGAAACCUAGCCUGCCUUCCCGUUCCAGUUCCUCUUCGGCUCUUCCCAUGGACCAGGCGGCGGCGCUGAUGCCGAUGGCGAUGGUCAUGGCUAGGGAGCCACCGGCGGAGGAGCUCCUCGUAUUUUCCGUGGAAGACACGGCGCCCAGGCCCAACAGCUGCACCAUGCCCGCUUCCGCCGGUGGCGGUGGGGAGGAGCGACGGCCCGGACCAAGCGCCGCAGCACCAGAGAGGGUCCCGGCGGCCGCCGCUGCAGUAGCAGACACUAUGGAGCCGAGGGAGGGGACAGUGGAGCAAUUGACUCCAACACCUCAGUCAAUUUGUAAGCCUAAGGCAGUACAACAUCCAAAACAUAAGAGGAAGACCAUCGAUUUGAAAACUUUAUGGACUAGAGUUGGGAAGAAAUCAAAGGCAUGCAUUCAGGUUGAGAAACAAGUGCAUGAUGUAUCCCCUUCAGUUCAACAGCUACAGAUUGCUAGUGCCAUUAAUGUUGAACCUAAGAUUGUGAGCGAAGCAAGUGAAGAAUCUGAAAAUGUAGGGGAAGAGGAUGACAGUGAAGAUGGAAUUUAUGAUGUUCAAUUGCUUGAACCUGAUCCUGGGUUGAGGAUCCCUAUCGCUGAUUAUGAUGUUAAUGAUCAGGAUAGGAUUAGAAGAAGAUUCAUUGCAAGAGAUGGGUUUGAGUAGGCCGGGUGACACUCGUUGGGGAUCUCACCACAAAACUAUCAUGCAUAUUCUCCGCAUGUAUCCUUCAAUUCGGCUAGUUCUCAUCAAGAUAUCUAAAGACCAAACUCAAAGCAAUGAGUCUAUGCUUGCUGAAACCAUGUUGACAUAUUUUGAGUCAUUUGACUUUGUUUUCAUGGCACACUUGUUGCAAACCAUGUUUGGGCACACCAAUGACUUAAGUCAUGCUUUGCAAAAGAAAGAUCAAGACAUUGUUAAUGCCGUUGAACUCAUUCAUUUGACAAAGAUUCAAUUGCAGUUGUUGAGAGAUGAUGGUGGAUGGGAAACUUUUCUUGAAGAGGUUACUUCUUAUUGUGUCAAGCAUAAAGUCAGGGUUCCUCAAAUGGGUGGUCAGUACAAGCCUCCGGGAAGACCCUCAAGAUUCUACAAAAAUCUCACGAAUCUCCACCGCUUCCAUGUUCAGAUGUUUUUGGCUCUUAUUGAUAGGCAACUUCGAGAGCUUGGAGAUAGAUUUGAUGAGGUAAACACCGAAUUGCUUCAUUGCAUGGGAUCAUUCAGUCCGGUUAAUUCUUUUGCUGCUUAUGAUAAGGAAAACUUGGUUAAGCUUGCACAUCUUUAUCCUUUGGAUUUCACGGAGGAAGAUCUGAUGCAUAUUCCAUAUCAACUUACACACUUCAUUACUGAUAUGCGUAGAGAUGAGAGGUUUAGAAAGGUGAAAAAUAUAGUUGACCUUUCUAUUAUGCUUGUUGAGACAAACAAGAGUGUCACUUAUAACCUUGUUUACAAGCUUCUCAAAUUGGUCCUAAUCCUACCAGUAGCAACAGCUAGUGUUGAGAGAGUAUUCUCUUCCAUGAUUUACGUGAAAAACAAGCUACGCAAUAAAAUGGGGAAUCAACUCUUGAAUGACUGCCUGGUUACAUUUAUUGAGAGGGAAUUCUUCUUUGAAGUGAAGGAUGAUGUUGUCAUAUCUCGCUCUUUCAAGCCAUGACAAAGCGUAUGGUCGAGUUGUAAUUUUCUUAUUUAUUUUGUAAUUUCCUUAAUCAUUCGAGAUUUUUUUGCUAGUGAACAAUUUAUAUUUGAAUAUGUAUUGUUGUGAACCAAUUGGCUCCUUUAUUAGUGUGGAUUUUCUUUUUUGAACACCCAAUAUUAAAUUCCUGGA
Molecule: messenger RNA, 1842 nt
Organism: Triticum aestivum (bread wheat)
Lineage: Eukaryota; Viridiplantae; Streptophyta; Magnoliopsida; Poales; Poaceae
Exons: 2
Coding region: 51-686 (211 amino acids)
Molecular function (GO): protein dimerization activity
Source: RefSeq, a predicted model, not a curated record